Didymodactylos carnosus is the source of this 1128-nucleotide messenger RNA. Lineage: Eukaryota; Metazoa; Rotifera; Eurotatoria; Philodinida; Philodinidae. The record is from the annotation of a GenBank genome assembly.
AUGUCCGGCACCUACUCAGGUCCCUGGAUGACUUUGACCACUUAUUCGGCAAGAAACAAUGAUGAAGUAAAUUAUAUAUUAAAUAUCAAAAAAUUAAUUAUGUUGAACAUUCCACUACAAAGCUAUUUGGAGCAAGCUUCGCAAAAAUCAACAAUUAAUAAUUAUCCAGAAUUUGUUUGUCCACAAAAUUUUCGAAAUAUAGCUGAUUGGGUAUACGGAUGGCCAAAAUCUAUUUUUAAUGAAAAAACUUACUCUACAUCUCUAAAUAAAAUAAACAAAGUCUUACAAAAUGGUAGUAUUAUCUAUGUACGAGCUGGAUCAUUGGAUGAAUUUUUCAACGAAGUUUAUCCUCAUUUAAGAGUUCAUUUUGUACUAAUAACUGGCGAAGGAGAUCUGAGCGUACCAAAAUCUGAACAUUUGAAAUUCAUUACAGAACCGUCUAAAAUCCUUCAUUGGUAUGGACAAAAUGGCCAAAUACUCUCAGAUGACCAGAUUCGAUUUACACAUACACCAAUAGGAUUAAACUGCUAUGAAAUGGCUGCCGCUAUUCGCACGUUAUAUACAAAAGUAACAAACCAACAAAGAUUUGUUCUUCAUAAUUAUUAUCGGAGAAACGAUCCCACUGGCACUCGUAAUCGUUUAUGGCAUCUAGCUUGUUUUACACCUCAUAUAAAAAAACUAUCAAAACAGAACAGCAGUUUGACUAAAAGCGAAUGGUUUAACUUUUCCUCCUGUAUCUACAAACAACCAGGUGUCGAGAAAAAUGUCAAUAAACUCGUUGAAAUUUAUUUACGUAAUCGUCAAUAUCCAAUGUGGAUAUCACCGCGGGGUAUAGGUAUCGAUUGUCAUCGUACAUGGGAAGCCUUGUAUUUGAAUGUGAUUCCGAUUGUGGAAAAUUCAACAUUGAACAGCCUCUACCAAGAAUUACCGAUGAUCAUUGUAAAUAACUGGACAACAGUUAAUGAAAAAUUUUUAAGAGAGCAACUAACCGCCAUCAUUGAGAAAAAGCAGAGACAUUAUCCUUAUAAAUGGGAAAAAUUACAAAUGUCAUAUUGGCGUCGACUAAUAUCAAAUUAUUCUGCUCCUAUUUCGAACAGAACUAUUUGCUGGCACUCCGAACGCAUUUAA